Molecule: messenger RNA, 3160 nt
Organism: Heterocephalus glaber (naked mole-rat)
Lineage: Eukaryota; Metazoa; Chordata; Mammalia; Rodentia; Bathyergidae
Gene: Dars2
Product: aspartyl-tRNA synthetase 2, mitochondrial
Biological process (GO): aspartyl-tRNA aminoacylation
Cellular component (GO): mitochondrion; cytoplasm
Molecular function (GO): aspartate-tRNA ligase activity; nucleic acid binding; ATP binding
Source: RefSeq, a predicted model, not a curated record
CACGUAGAGCGGGUAGAGGGGUGAUGGUUUCGGGCCCGAAAGUAUUUUGGAUUUAUUCGCUUCUCUCUGUUGGAAAGCUUCACUUCGGCCGCUCGGUCUAGGUGAUUUCAAACGUGAGACUGUCUCUGUUUUCCAGUUCUGCCCACAGAGUCUUCGAGAAAGCGAGGAAAGAAGGGAAGAGCGUGCGCCGGUGACCGGCUCCGGCCUGGCGCUGCUGUGUGGGGUCGUUCUUGUCACUUUUGCCGCAGCCUUGUUUAAUAGAAGUCGGAACUGAUGUAUUGAAGGGCCCGAAAGAUUUCGAAGAUUUAUCGUUUGUAGACACGUGUACUCAUGUUUUGCGGACGAAUAUUUAAAUAUUGGAGUAGAGAGAGGCAAAUAGAAUUUUAAGGGAUUUCUGUGUAUUUCUGAAACUGAGCUUUGAUCACUGUCCCAACACCAGCAGCGAAAGAUUCGUGAUUGUGUCGUGCUGUCCUGGGCUUCAAUAUGUACUUCUCUUCUUGGUUAAGUCAGCUGUACAGGGGUUUAUCCAGACCCAUCGGAAGGACCACUCAGCCCAUCUGGGUUUCUCUCUCCAGAAAUCUAGUACUGAGUUCACAGAGGAAAAUUCCAGAAUUCAGUAGCUUUGUUGCCCGGACCAACACAUGUGGAGAGUUGCGUUCUUCUCACUUGGGCCAAGAAGUCACCUUAUGCGGAUGGAUUCAAUACCGAAGGAAGAACAUGUUCUUAGUCCUGAGAGAUUGCCAUGGACUUGUUCAAGUUAUCAUUCCUCAGGAUGAGUCAGCUGCCUCCGUGAAGAAGAUUUUAUGUGAAGCCCCUCUGGAAUCUGUGGUGCGAAUAUCUGGGGCAGUCAUUUCCCGGCCUCCAGGACAAGAGAAUCCAAAAAUGCCAACAGGAGAGAUUGAAAUUAAAGUUAAAACAGCAGAGCUUCUGAAUUCCUGCAAGAAGCUGCCCUUUGAAAUUAAAGACUUUGUGAAGAAAACAGAGGCUCUUCGUUUGCAGUAUCGGUACUUGGACUUGCGUAGCGUCCAAAUGCAGUACAACCUGCGACUCAGGUCCCAGAUGGUCAUGAAAAUGCGGGAGUAUCUUUGCAAUCUGCAUGGGUUUGUGGAUGUAGAAACCCCAACAUUAUUUAAGAGGACCCCAGGGGGUGCCAGAGAGUUUUUAGUACCAUCUAGGGAACCUGGAAAGUUUUAUUCUCUUCCUCAGAGUCCUCAACAGUUUAAGCAGCUUCUGAUGGUUGGCGGUUUAGACAGAUACUUUCAGGUUGCCCGAUGUUAUCGAGAUGAAGGUUCAAGACCAGACAGGCAGCCUGAGUUUACUCAGAUUGACAUAGAGAUGUCUUUCGUAGACCAGACUGGGAUCCAGAGUUUAAUUGAGGGUUUGCUCCAGUAUUCCUGGCCUAGUGACAGAGACCCUGUGGUGAUUCCUUUUCCUUCCAUGACUUUUGCUGAGGCACUGGCCACCUAUGGAACUGAUAAACCCGACACUCGUUUUGGGAUGAAGAUUAUAGAUAUCAGUGAUGUGUUCAGAAAUACGAAGAGUGAAUUUCUCCAGGACGCACUUAGGAAGCCCCAAGGAACCGUCAAAGCCAUGUGUGUCCGUGAAGGAGCAAAGUACUUAAAAAGGAAAGAUAUUGAGUCCAUUAGAAAAUGUGCAACUGACCAUUUUAAUCAGGAAGUAUUACCUGUAUUCCUGAAAGCCAACAGUAACUGGAAUUCACCAGCUGCCAAGUUCAUAGUGGAGGAGCAAAGAUUGGAAUUAACGCGAAUAAUGGAGACCCGGGAGGAGGACAUGGUGUUACUGACUGCUGGAGAGCACAAGAAAGCAUGCUCUUUGUUGGGGAAAUUACGACUGGAAUGUGCUCACCUUCUGGAAGGGAGAGGAGUGGUGCUUCGUGACCCCACCUGCUUCUCUUUCCUUUGGGUGGUGGAUUUCCCACUCUUUCUCCCAAAGGAGGGCAAUCCCAGAGAGUUGGAGUCAGCCCACCACCCAUUUACUGCUCCCCACCCUAGCGACGGUCACCUCUUGUACACUGCACCUGAAAAGGUUCGUAGCCAACACUAUGACUUGGUUUUAAAUGGCAAUGAAAUAGGAGGUGGUUCUAUUCGAAUUCACGAUGCAGAGCUACAGGGUUAUAUCCUAUCAACAUUACUAAAGGAAGAUGCAACAUUGCUUUCUCAUCUGCUCCAGGCUUUAGAUUAUGGGGCUCCCCCUCAUGGAGGAAUCGCCUUAGGGUUAGACAGAUUGAUGUGCCUCGUCACUGGAGCUCCAAGUAUCAGAGAUGUCAUAGCCUUCCCAAAAUCCUUCCAGGGACGUGAUCUUAUGAGCAAUGUCCCCGAUUCUGUCCCUUCUGAGGAACUGAAGCCCUAUCAUAUCCAAGUCUCCUGGCCAACAGACUCAGAAGCAGAAAAGAGAAAAGAAUCAUUCACACCAUCCAGAAAGUUGAGGGUUUUGUCCUCUGUGCUUCACCAAUGCUAAAAUCAGAUCCAGAUCUGCCACAAAUCUGACAAUCAAGUUUUUAGGUGGAAGUAACACAGGCAAUAUUUUUCACAAUAAGAAACAGAAGAAACCUGAUUUUGAUUUGAUAACAUGUACUUCUGGAGCUUUUAUUAAUUUUGGUUGAGUUUUUUGAAGUUACUUUUUACUUGCAGAGUGUAAAAGAUGGCUUUUUACUAGAGUAAUAUAGUAGGUUAAUGUUUUCUAAUCAUGUUUUCCAUACUCAGAUUAUUCAUAGGACAGAGAAAGUCAAAUCAUGAAGGAAAAUCCUUGCUUCUGUAGACAUGUGAUAGAGGGAGGGUUGUGGUUCAUCCAGCCUCAAGAGACUGAUAAAAUUUACGGUGAAAUUUCAACUAUCAACACAAUGUAGUAAGAAUAACAUAAUGCACAAAAUAUCACUGAAAUGAGACAAAAUCUUAUUCAGUGUUUCACUUUAAGAAAUUCUCACUGAGCUUCAUUUCCUACUUAUGUAAAAUGUAAACAGUACUUUCUCUGGCUACCUCAUAGCGCUCUUCUUGCCAAAUCAGAAGACAUUUGUGAAAAAUAAUAUGAAUGAAAAUAAAAAACUUAGGCCGGGGAUUUAGCUCAGUGGUUCCGCCACCUGCCUUGCAAGCACAAGGUCCUGAGUUCGUUCUCGGGUACUAAAAAAAAAAAAAAAAGAAAA